Messenger RNA from Fusarium keratoplasticum, 990 nucleotides. RefSeq lists its product as uncharacterized. The coding region runs from base 1 to 990 and encodes 329 amino acids. The transcript is spliced from 2 exons. Lineage: Eukaryota; Fungi; Ascomycota; Sordariomycetes; Hypocreales; Nectriaceae. The record is from RefSeq and is a predicted model, not a curated record.
AUGGUGUCCCACAUCAGAUCAUUUGCGCCGGCGUUCGAGGAGGUCAAGGUCGCCCAGAUCACCGAGAGCAGGAUCUCCAACGUGGUCGCCAUGCUUCCCGUGUCGCUUCAAUCAGGCCCGAUCCGCUUCCUUCGUCGCAGCAUCAGUCUUCACACCCUCCGCCCAGGCGUCGUAGUCCCCGCUGCGCAGUCAAAGCCUCGACCUCUCUCAGAAGCUGAUGCCGCAGCUCUCAAUGCUGAGCCGCUUGAGACCGGCAUCCUGACGCAGAGAGAUGAGCCUCAGUAUACGGAAGCCGAGGCUGCGCGUCCGCAGCGGAUGAGUCGGGUUCUCUAUUCGGAAACCAAAGACGAUGAGCAGGUUGUUAGAGCCGCGUCUGGCAUUCACUGGAAGUUUGCACGGCAGGGGACGAAUCUCGUCAACAUCUCGAUAGAUGGGGGCAGGCCCGCCGUGACAGAGGAGGACAUCGCCUUUGAGCGCAAGGCCUUUGUUGACGGCGUGACAUAUCUCCUUAAGGCUCUACCGCAGGACCUCGAUGACUGUGAACUGAAACGGGUACAAAGCGCUCUACCACAAGAAGUCAACCCACCGAAUCUAAACCGAGGCCAACUACAAACUAGCUCGAGCCGAGCCGGCCCUAGUCGAAAGCGUUCGAUUCUUCAUCGCGGAGUCCAGAUGACUGUCGUCAACCUGAUCUUCUUCCUCAGCUUCCUGAUGCCAUACUUGCUGUAUCUCAUACGGUGUGCCGCGAGACUGGAGCGGAAAUACAAGAUAUCCGAGGUAGUUGUUGGUCACGGCAUCGACUUUGUCAACUCGAUCGGGAAGCAGAGCGCCUCCUUGACCGAGACGAUAGGCCAGAUGAACGACGGCAAGGUUGGACAAGCUCUUUUGGAGGCGUUCGUGUGGACUGUAGAUGGGGUGACACAGGGCAUCUCUGAUGGUCUUGGCGAGGGUCUCUCAAUCGUGGGAUCCAGGACAGUCCAGGUUGCUUAG